Tupaia belangeri chinensis (Chinese tree shrew) is the source of this 848-nucleotide messenger RNA. It is a transcript of the gene EDN3, whose product is annotated as endothelin 3. The transcript has 5 exons. Gene Ontology annotation, molecular function: endothelin B receptor binding; hormone activity. Bases 86 to 694 code for a protein of 202 amino acids. Gene Ontology annotation, cellular component: extracellular region. NCBI's taxonomy places the organism in Eukaryota, Metazoa, Chordata, Mammalia, Scandentia, Tupaiidae. The record is from RefSeq and is a predicted model, not a curated record. Gene Ontology annotation, biological process: intracellular calcium ion homeostasis; vein smooth muscle contraction; regulation of systemic arterial blood pressure by endothelin.
CGCCAGCCGGUCCGGCCUGAGUCCCCCCGUUCGCGGUCACGAGCGGCGGUCUUCCGGCCCGGUGCUUCAGCGCCAGAUCGGGUUCAUGGAGCCGGGGCUGUGGCUCCUUUUUGGGCUCACAGUGACCUCCGCUGCAGGAUUUGAGCCAAGCCCCCAGCCUGGGGACGCUGGCAGGAGCUGCAUGCCUCGGGCACUCUCUGUGGCCACUGCAGCCAGGUCUGAGGGGGACGGUGAAGAAACUGUGGCCGGCCCAGGCCGGUGGACUGUGUCCCCGACAGCAGCUCGGGGGCCAACCUCUGGAAGCCCCGGGCAUCAGUCUGGGCAGCAGGUGGCCGAGGGGGACCCUGCGCUGCACCGAGCGAGGCGCUGCACGUGCUUCACCUACAAGGACAAGGAGUGCGUCUACUACUGCCACCUGGACAUCAUCUGGGUCAACACCCCCGAACAGACUGUGCCCUAUGGGCUGUCCAACUACAGAGGAAACUUCCGGAGCAAGAGGUCUGUGGGGCCAUUCCGGGGGGGCCCUCAGCCCUCUAGGACGUACUUGCGCUGUGCUUGUGUGGGGAGAGAUGACAAGGCCUGCCUGCACUUCUGCACCCAGAACCUGGAAAUCAGCAGGACAGCAGGAAGACCAGGCCGAGAGGCAGAGGGUGCCGUCGCCGACGGAAGCCUGCGUCGAAGGAGGACAGGUUGAAGUCGAAGACAGACAAGGCGAGUGGGCCUUAGAUUGCCAGCCUCCAGAGCUUGCCCCGAGUGGACCUCGCCCAUGCUGCCUGCCUGCCCUGCUGUCUCUUCCUGCAAGCACUCCCCAGGAGGCGGCUGCAGCACCCGUCCCUGGAGGCCGCAGC